UAAGCUUUACUCGCGCACGACUCCAUUUUGAAUUUCUUUGUGCGAUCAGACGAUUUUCGAACGAAUUAAGUCAGGAGUGGGUUGCCUUCGGAAAUGCUCUCGAAUUAUAUCAGGAGAUUAUAUCCUUUUAAAAUUGACAUCGUUAAGUGCGGUGUACACAAAUGCUCGACGAUUUCAGACGUGACGUCGAAACAGGCGGUUGGAAAGCGUACGGAAGUACAGGGAUGGGUACGUGCACUGCGAAAAAUGAAGGAUACCGUCUUUGUUGACAUUUCCGACGGAUCGACUUGUGAAAUAUUACAAGUCGUUAUACCAAAAUCCAUUAAACCAGAUAAUUUAAGUUACGGAAGUAGCAUCAGUGCAGAGGGAGAAUUAUCUUUAACUCCUAAUGGUAAAACUGAACUAUAUGCAGUUAAUGUUCAUGUGAUAGGCAAAUGCAAUGUUCUGGAGGAUCAAUAUCCUUUUGCUCCAAGAAAGACAUAUGACCAAGAAUAUAUCAGAAAAUACCUGCACCUAAGACCAAGAACACGAAAUUUUGCUAGUGUAUUGAGGUUACGUGAUCUUGCUACCACUGUAAUUGGAGAUCAUUUAAGAAAUAGGGGGUUUAUAAGUAUACAUACACCAAUCUUGACAUCCAAUGAUUGCGAAGGUGCUGGUGAAGUGUUUUUAGUCAAGCCACAGUCUAAAGAGAUCCUUAAAAGCAUGAAAAAGGAAGGCCAGUCUGAAGAUGAGAUUUAUUUUAAUACAACCACUUACCUUACUGUUUCCGGACAGAUGCAUUUAGAAACAAUGGCAAGAGCUCUCACAAAAGUAUACACUUUUGGGCCUACAUUCAGAGCAGAAAAUAGUAAAUCAAGAUUACAUUUAUCAGAAUUUUAUAUGUUAGAGGCGGAAGUAGCUUUUAUUACGAAUGUUGAAGAGUUGAUAGAAGAAGUUGAGCUUUUAGUAAAAGAAGUUACUAAGCGAAUGAUUGAGAGAGGAGCUUCAGAUUGGCAAUCAAUGGGUAUUCCUGAACCGCAAUGGUUAGAUAAAAAAUUUGGAUGUUUAACUUACGAUGAAGCAUUUGAUGUGCUAACUGAGCAUGCAAGUAAAUUAGAGUGCCCCAUCAAGUAUGGAGAAGUAUUCUCAAAAGACCAUGAAUUAUUUUUAGUACAAUAUAACAAUGGAGUACCAAUCUUUGUUAUAAACUGGCCAAAAAAUAAUAAACCAUUUUACAUGAAAGAGUGUACAGAUGAUCCAUCUAAGGUAGCGGCACUGGACCUUCUGGCACCAGACGUGGGGGAAUUGGUAGGAGGCAGUAUUCGCGAAGAUGAUUAUGAGAAAUUAAAGCUAAAGUUACCUACCAUGGGGAAUCUUUCAUGGUAUUUAGAAUUACGUAAAUACGGGAAUGCACCGACAGGCGGUUUUGGAAUGGGAUUUGAAAGAUUUUUGCAAUGUGUCUUGGGGAUCAAUAAUAUAAAGGACACUGUGCCUUUCCCCAGAUGGCCUCACAAUUGCAAACUAUGAAUAAAGGUUUCAGGUCUGUUGCAUUAUUUAAUUUAUCCCCUCAACAACAAAAAAACAUGGCUGUAUAUAUUAAUUAUGCAGCGAAUUAAAAGGAAAUUUUUUAAGUACAAACAAUGGCGAGUUUCCAGAAAUUUUUAAACUGCUACAGCAUACAUAUGAUGUGUGCACACACCUUUUUCGAAAUUAGUACAUUACACAUAAUACAACAUGACGUAAUUGUGGGAUGAUGAAAUUAUUUUCUAAAAAAUUAUUUUGCUAAAGAUAUUAUAUGUGUGAGAAUCACUUUUAUUCUUUCUUACUUUCAUUCCAACUUUUGCUAUUUGCUAUUAUGGGUAACAUUAUUAACUUCA
Messenger RNA from Harpegnathos saltator (Jerdon's jumping ant), 1856 nucleotides. It is a transcript of the gene AsnRS-m, whose product is annotated as asparagine--tRNA ligase, mitochondrial. Gene Ontology annotation, cellular component: mitochondrion. Bases 94 to 1506 code for a protein of 470 amino acids. Gene Ontology annotation, molecular function: asparagine-tRNA ligase activity; ATP binding; nucleic acid binding. The transcript is spliced from 4 exons. The record is from RefSeq and is a predicted model, not a curated record. Gene Ontology annotation, biological process: asparaginyl-tRNA aminoacylation. Lineage: Eukaryota; Metazoa; Arthropoda; Insecta; Hymenoptera; Formicidae.